This is a messenger RNA of Penicillium psychrosexuale, 543 nucleotides long. RefSeq lists its product as uncharacterized. The record is from RefSeq and is a predicted model, not a curated record. NCBI's taxonomy places the organism in Eukaryota, Fungi, Ascomycota, Eurotiomycetes, Eurotiales, Aspergillaceae. The transcript has 2 exons. Bases 1 to 543 code for a protein of 180 amino acids.
AUGGAACCGGGUAGUCCUCGAUCAUCGAUAAAAGUGAAAGGUGACAAGCCCCGAAAGGAAGUCAAGCUCGAAGAAUUCGGGAGAAUAAAUGAUCUUCAAAGAUAUCGCUUGUCCGAACACUGGGACCAAUACGAUUAUGAGCCUCCAAAUAUCUCGCAUAAGCUUCUCUUUGUUGAGGAAGACCUCCGAGAACUUGUACAAGAGGAAAUAUCUAUCAAGGAGGGACUCUACGCCCAAAGUGAAGACUCCAAAGGGGGACUUGACGCCAACGAAGUCUCUAAAAAGAAGCUUGAUGUUAUAAAUGUCGAAUAUUGGAUUUUAGCGCAAAACUGUGGCGGUCCCAUCCUAGAUGGUAUAUGCACCGCGUUCUUAUUGAAGAUUGUGCUGGCCGACAAGGAUGCUGUGCUCGUGAUUGUGGCUGUUGUUACAACCGCAAGAUUGAUUCUACGCGGAAGCUUGGAGUUGGACAUUGUACUCUCGGAUGUGGAUGUUGUCGGGAAUUUCGAGGCUUUGACAUUCCCGAAGAAGAUAAGAAAUCGCUGA